Molecule: messenger RNA, 972 nt
Organism: Panicum virgatum (switchgrass)
Lineage: Eukaryota; Viridiplantae; Streptophyta; Magnoliopsida; Poales; Poaceae
Product: ubiquitin recognition factor in ER-associated degradation protein 1-like
Exons: 8
Coding region: 1-972 (323 amino acids)
Cellular component (GO): VCP-NPL4-UFD1 AAA ATPase complex
Molecular function (GO): polyubiquitin modification-dependent protein binding
Source: RefSeq, a predicted model, not a curated record
AUGGACGUUUGUGCAGUACUACCACUGCCUGUCGAUGUCUCUCUUAAGAACGUCGAUGAGGACGGGAACUGGGUUAUCAUGCCGCCAUCUGCCCUUGAUUGCAUUAGCAGCCUCAACGUCGAGUACCUGAUACUGUUCCAGAUCCAGAAUCCCAGCACGGAGUGCGUCACACACUGCAGCGUGCACGGGUUCAUCGCCGAGGAAGAUCAUAGAUAUGGAGAUACCAGAUCAAUAAUGUGGACACAUGUUAGGAAACAUGGUGUUGGAUUGACCCACCUCGAGACACUGCAGAGAGCUGCCAAACACCACUCUGAGAACGAACUCGUGCUGGUGAGGAACACGUUGCUGCCCACGGCCACCUUCGGCAAGCUGCAGCCGCACACCACGGACUUCCUUGAUGUCUCCCACCACAAGGAACUGCUGGAGUACAACUUCCGCAGGUUCAUCUGCCUGACCAUCGGCGAGACGAUUGUGAGCUACGUGGAGCUGGCGCCCGACGCCAACCAGGCCAACGGCAAGCCGCCCCGGUUCACCGGCGUCGCGGCGCUGAUGGACAGCAAGCCGGUGGAGCAGUCGCCGCCUGUGCCGGUGGCCGUGGGUAGGCAGGAGGAGGAAACCUCUUCCGCCGAGGCGGCCUUCUGGCGGGAGUGUGCUGCUCUGGAGAGCGAGCGCCAGCGCCUCUUCGACUGGCACACCUUCCUAGAGGCGCACACGAAGGCCGAAGCCUCCCAAGCUGCGAACGCCCGGUCCAAACUCAAAGCCGACCAAGAGGCCUAUCGAGCCAAUCUUUGGAAGGUGUUCGACCGGGAGUUCCCAGUAGUGAGCCGGGAAAAAGCCCUGGCGCAGCGGGAGGAGACUUUUGCCAAUGAGGUGGCCAGCCUCGCGGCUCAGUGGUCCGAACUUGAGACUCGCCUCGCGCCCCAGCGGUCCGAGCUUGAGACUCGCAGCCAGGGUCUCGAGAUCCGGAAGUAG